GGUUUCCGAGCAGCUGUCUGCAAACUUUUGACAAAACACCUGAGUGCGUGCGUGCGCCGUCUUUACGGUAAAGCCCCGCGUGUUGAUCCCGCCCUCUCUUUGAUAGAAAACUCGGUGAUGUCGCUUCGUCUUUAACGAGCUUGACCCAGAACCCAGGGAGAGGAGGGGAGAAAACACACUGAAAAAAAGAAAAAAAGGAAAGAAAGACACCCGGAAUAGUCUGGAAGGGGUCGGGGCAGGCUUUUCCCACAAGCAGUCCAUUCCUCCCUGUUUCUGGGCUUGGUGGUUCGGUGAUCUUCUACCCAUGAGCAACUAGAGCUCAACCUCUGACCUUGGCGUGAUCUCUCACCUCUACUACCAAACCACGCCCACAGGUGAAGUGUGUAUGGAGCAGUGUGAGAGCGCAGCGGCUCUGCUGGAGUCGGUCAGAGAGCAGGAGGUGCAGUUUGAACAGCUGACCCGGGCACUGGAGGAGGAGAGGAGGAGAGUGGGCCUCCCUGCCACCAGCCCCUCUGCCCUGGGUCGCCCCCUCCCUCACACACAGAACGGGCGUUUAGGGGAUGCAGACAUAGAACGACUGAAACUGACUGACUCGUACAUAAACGGCACGCAGUACAGAAUGGUGGACCCUGCACACGGUGCUCUCGAUGAGAGCUACACACCAGAGGACGACUCGCAGGAAGUGCACUCAGUCUUUUCUGAAGAGGGAAUCACACGGCGGUCAGACAAUGGGAUGAAGAAACCAAUCUCGCGCACGGUCCUUCCCUCUGACUCAAUGUCCAUUGAAGGGGGCUUGUCGGUGUCCGGUAUGGGCGGCUACAGCGCCACACUGGACCGUCCUUACAGGCAGCCUGUACCAGGAGACUACCCCACAGCCACAGUGCCCAGAAACUACCACUAUGGGCCUGUAGGGGGUUACGAAGACUACCGGGGAGGCCCACCAUCAGAGGCAUACACUAGUCUGAGCAGGGGCUCACACAUGGACGACCGCUACAGGCCAGUUGAUGGCUACAGGACUCUGGACUCUGGCUACCGGGCCCCAAGUCGUCAGCAGCUUGACCCUUAUGCAGCACAGCCCCAGGUGAGCCGAAUGAGGGCCCUGGGGUCAGCAUUGGAGAUGCGAUAUGGCCAAGGUCACUACGGCCUCGAGGAUGACCAGCGUAGCGUGGGAUAUGACGACUAUGGCAUGGGGCCUCCACCCAUGCACCCUGGAGGCUAUGGUACCAUGCCACGUCUCGGGCCCGGCCCCGGGGGUAUCGACAGACGCAGACUCAGGAGCUGUGAGGAUACUUUGGAUGGUGACAUGGGAGGAGUUGACCCUUAUACAUGGACUGUUCCCAUGACGAUGGAGAGGGGGAGCAUGGCCUCAUUGGACAGCACUCUGAGAAAGGGUCCUCCCACUUCAUGGAGACAGCCGGAGCUGCCGGAGGUCAUUGCCAUGUUGAACUAUCGCCUGGACCCUGUCAAGACCAACGCUGCCGCCUUCCUCCAGCAUCUCACAUUCAAAAAUGAUAAGGUUAAGUCAGACGUGCGUCGCCUGAAGGGCAUCCCGGCCUUGGUGUCGCUGCUGGAUCACCCUGGCAAGGAAGUGCACCACUCGGCCUGUGGAGCAUUAAAGAACAUUUCAUAUGGGCGAGACCAAGACAACAAGAUCGCCAUCAAGAACUGUGAUGGAGUGCCCGCUCUGGUCAGGUUAUUGAGAAAAACCCGCGACCAGGACCUCACUGACACUAUCACAGGCACCUUGUGGAACCUCUCAUCCCACGACUCUGUAAAGAUGGAGAUCGUGGACCACGCCCUGCACGCUUUGGCCGACGAAGUCAUCGUUCCUCACUCCGGCUGGGAGCGAGGGAGCAACGGAGGAGAGGAGAGCUGCAAACCACGCCAUCUGGAGUGGGAGACCGCCUUGACCAACACUGCUGGCUGCCUUAGGAAUGUUAGUUCAGAGCGCAGUGAGGCCCGGCGAAAGCUGAGAGAGUGCACAGGAUUGGUGGAUUCACUCAUGUACAUCGUCCAAUCACAGAUUAACCGCAAAGAUGUGGACAAUAAGUUGGUGGAAAACUGUGUCUGCCUCCUGAGGAAUCUGUCCUAUCACGUUCACCGCGAAGUCCCUGGGAGCGAGCGCUAUGCAGAGGCUGCGCCUCUCAACCAGGGGCCUGCCACCGCUAACAAAGGCGGCUGCUUCGGCUCUCGAAAGGGCAAAGAUGAGUGGUUUUCCAAAGGAAAAAAGGACGGAGAUGAUGGAAGUGGAGAUCAGGUCGACAUUCCAAAGAGGACAACACCUGCCAAAGGUUACGAGCUGUUGUUCCAACCAGAGGUGGUUCGUGUUUACACAUCGCUGCUCAGAGAGAGCAAGAACCCCUCGGUGCUGGAGGCAGCUGCUGGCGCCAUCCAGAACCUGUGUGCCGGCCGAUGGACAUAUGGUCGGUAUAUCCGGGCCACUGUGCGUCUGGAGAAGGGUCUUCCCAUGAUGGCAGAGCUGCUGGCACAUGGCAAUGACCGCGUGGUUCGGGCAAUGUCCGGAGCCUUGAGGAACCUCGCCAUCGACAACCGUAACUGUGAACUGCUCGGUUUGCAUGCAGUGCCUCACCUUGUUGCCAACCUGCCUGGAGGCCAGAGUCAGUCUGGGCGCACCCUGUCAGAGGAGACAGUGGUGUCUGUACUGAGCACGCUCACUGAGGUGCUAGGCAACAGUCUGGAGGCAGCAAAGACUCUCCGAGCUUCGCAGGGCAUCGAGAGGCUGGUGUUGAUCAACAAGGACGGCAAGCGCUCAGAUCGUGAGGUGCGAGGGGCCGGCCAGGUGCUGCAGCUCGUCUGGGCCCACAAAGAGCUGCGCCGGCCUCUUGAGAAAGACGGCUGGAAGAAGACGGACUUCAUGGUCAAUCUCACCCCCAACACCGGCACCACCAACGGCCCGAGCACCCGAGCAAAUGGCACCUAUGAAGACAGCACCACACCACUGCUAGACAGAGGAGAAAAGAGGGACAUGAUUCCACUAAAUGACCUUGGCCCUGAGGCCUACUCUACACUGGACCAGAGGGAGAGGAGACACACUCUGGAUGAAACCACAGACACUUUACCGCGAGGGGUGUAUGGGGGCAGAAAGGGCUCCUUGCCCCUGUUGGACUCUUACGAUGGUUAGCCCCCCUCCCCUCUACCCUCCCUCUGCAUGUAACAGCAUGAAAAACUGAUAGUAUGCAUCACCCAGACUGGGCCGUCCCUGCCCUACCACUGCUACUGAGGAGAGAAGAUCCAGAUGCACAGACUCUCUCCCUCUCGCCCCCUCCUCCCCCCCUUCCUCCUCUUCCUCCUCUCCUCUCUUUCUCUCUCUAUCAACACACAGAUGGGAUUAGAAGAUGAGGGUUGGCAUCCAAAGAAAGUGGCUGUGUUGCAGGCAAACCUUUUCAUGCAACACACACACAUACACACUCGCACACAGACGUACAGAUACAUUCACACUGACAUGUUACAAAUUCAUUCAACCGUAGCAACAGAAAUAUAUAUUCAGUUUUUUUAAAUUAUAAUUCUUCUGUAAAGGCAAUCACCUUUGUCGACAAUCAUUUAAAUUCUGGUGUUGUCAUUCUGCUUUUAAUUUUUUAAUUUUUUCUCUUGCUAUCGUCAACAUUUUGGUAAAUUUUGUCAUGGUCGACAUGUUGCCAACACUCGCAUCCUUGUAGGUAGACUUCUAUGUAGGGUAUAUAUACUGUAUAUAAAAAGAAAAAUGGUAUGACUGCAUUAGUUUUGGCUCAUUAAUUUAAAUCGUCCACUGGGAUCGUUUGGACUAGCCGACAGACCGCCGGCCGCCCUGUAGAUUGGGAAUGUUUAUAUAGGAGUUAUUUUCCUGUCUAGAGUUAUUUUCUCUCGGUUGGGACGAGCACAGGUGCAGACAAGAAAGCGCAGGCGUGUGUACAUUUUUGUCAUACAGUAAGCCUGUGGCCGUGUGUGUGUAUGUGGAAAAUGAAUAUGGACCUUGGAGUGAGUGUGUUUCUUUGUGUGUGCGCGCGUUCACAGACCAGACCACAGACCAUAAGACCACAUGUUGAUUAUUUCAUCUGUUCAUGUUGACUACCUUUAUCUUGUGCUCCUAGUCCUGUGACUAAACAUUGUUUUUAUUAUUUUUUAGUUUUUAUGUACCAUCUGCCUCUCUUUGUUUUUCUUUUCUUCCCCUGGUGAAAAUCACAAUUUCAGCUGCUGCGUUUUUUUGAUUUUUCUGUUUGGAUUUAGCCGACUAGACUAAGUAUAAGACAUCAAACGUGGUAUUCAAAUGUGAAGCAGAGAACUUAACACUACUAAACCACUAAAACUAGUUGACAUCCUGCUUCAGAAACCAUUUCUGGCUCUACUGCUCUAACAGAACGAACAACACUAUAUAGACACAGCCUUCUCUUCAGCUUGUUCAUUUUAGUAACACUUCAGGAGGAUUGCUUUCAUAUAAUUAUCUCUAAAGAAUCACUACUUGCUGUUGUUUAGUUUUUUUGUUGUUCAUAUUGGCAUUCGUGAUGUGCCAUUUUAUAAACAAAACACCUAAAUAUGGGAGACUUCUUCACUCAGAGGAGACUCGAGUUUUAACAGACAGACAGGGGAGACAAACUGAUGUGUAAUUUAAGUUGGAAGUGGACAAAAAGCACAUUUGGUCCAUUUGUUACUGUUUUUUGUUAACUUUUUUCACUUUGUGUCCAGUUUGUUUGUAUUUUAUUUCGGGGGUUUGUAUGUGUGGGAGUGGUGGGUGAGAGCAUUAUGCAAUUUGUUCAACUUUUUAGUCACAGUUUUACCGCCAAGUUGUUUUUAAGGCAAAAGAGACCAAUCAUCUUUGUUUUUUACUCUCCACACAGUAUAUUUGUAAUGUUGCCUAUCCAUGUAAAAUUAUGAUGUACCAUUCAUACCUGCCUUGGCUCUGAGAAGUUGCUUUUUUCAGUAAAGUAUGUAACUGGUAAUACUGUUGUUUUUAUAAAUAAAGAUCUUUUCUUAGACCAGA
This is a messenger RNA of Larimichthys crocea (large yellow croaker), 4975 nucleotides long. Its product is annotated as catenin delta-1. Gene Ontology annotation, molecular function: protein binding. Gene Ontology annotation, cellular component: plasma membrane; adherens junction; cytoplasm. NCBI's taxonomy places the organism in Eukaryota, Metazoa, Chordata, Actinopteri, Sciaenidae. The record is from RefSeq and is a predicted model, not a curated record. The coding region runs from base 386 to 3142 and encodes 918 amino acids. Gene Ontology annotation, biological process: cell-cell adhesion. The transcript is spliced from 22 exons.